This is a messenger RNA of Entrophospora candida, 635 nucleotides long. Lineage: Eukaryota; Fungi; Glomeromycota; Glomeromycetes; Entrophosporales; Entrophosporaceae. The record is from the annotation of a GenBank genome assembly.
AUAAUUACAGAAAUAAUAGUUUUAAGUCACACUUUAGAAUUACUCGUUCUACAUUCAAUUUCCUUUUACAACAAUUGAAUUCUCAUCCAUUAUAUUCAGAUUCAGAUAAUAACAUUCCAAUAGAUAUCCAGGUAGCAACGGUUAUUUGGCGUUUAGCAAAUAAUGCAUCUUUUUGUGUGAUGGAACAAACAUUGGGAAUAUCACAAGGCUCAAUAUCUAAUUUUACAAACAAAUUUUUAAAAUCAAUGAUUGAUGUUUUUUCAAUCCUAAUUAGCUGGCCAACUGGUAAUCGAGUAGAAGAAGUUUGUCAAGGAUUUUCAAGACUUUGUUCUUCGGGACCAUGUCUAAAUGAUGUAAUUGGCGCAGUUGAUGGUUCACAUAUUCCUAUUCAUCCAAAUGUUAAUUAUCCCGAAAAAUACAUCAACAGAAAAAAUUUUUAUUCUAUUAUUUUAAUGGUCGUAGUAGACCAUAAAGAAAAAUUUAUAAAUGUUUAUAUUGGUGAACCAGGUAGUGUUAAUGACGCCAGAGUUUUUAGGAGAUCACCAGUUUAUCAAGAAAUCUUAAAAAACAAAAGACAGGGAUGCUGCCUUUCUGUUACAAUCCUGGCUCAUGACACCUAUAAAAAACCAUUUUAA